AUGUCUUUUCCUGGAAUCCAAGAAUCCAAUUUGUUUACCAAGCAUUUGAAGGGAAGUAUGAAUCCCGAAAGGAGGAACAUCCAUAAUUACGAGUUUGUGGAACCUCAAUUGGCUGUAUUAAGAGGACUUGGGGCACGUUUAGAUCUGGGACACAAAGAUGACUUCAAGGAAGCUUAUGGUAACCUUUUGGGCGUUCUGAACACCGAAGUCAAUAUCAUUGUUGUGCACACUCUGGUGCAAUUCUAUGAUCCACCAUUGAGAUGUUUUAGUUUCCAAGAUUACCAGCUAGCGCCUACAUUGGAAGAGUACUCACAUAUUCUAGGUAUUAGGAUCAAGAACCAAGUUCCCUACAUCCACACUAAAGAACAUCCUAAAUAUCAAGAUCUUGCUGAAGCUCUACACAUGGGAAAAAAGGAAAUAGAACUGAACCUGAAGCCAAAGCGUCGAAUUCAUGGCUUCACCUCUAAGUUUCUAGUGGACAAAACUAUUUCCUUCGCUGAAGAUGGGAGUUGGACGACCUUCAACGCCAAUCUAGCUUUACUUAUCUAUGGGAUUGUAUUGUUUCCGAAUAUGGAGGAAUUCUUAGACUUGGUUUCUAUUCAUAUCUUCCUUACUCAGAAUCCGAUUCGUACUCUUCUUGUUGAUACUUACUACUCCAUCCAUGUGAGGACUCAGAAGAAGAAAGGGACUAUCGUUUGUUGUUCCCCUUUGUUGUAUAGAUGGUUUAUUUUGUAUCUACCCAAGAAAGGCCCUUUUGUUAAGAACAAAGAUAACUUGAAGUGGUCCCAGCAGAUCAUGUCCUUAAAAGCCGAAGAUAUUCCUUCGUAUUCUCGAGUUUACGAUGGUGUCAAGCUCAUCCUCAACUGUGGGGAUUUUCCUAAUGUGCCUCUUCUUGGUAAAAAAGUAGGAAACAACUACAACCUGAGGUUAGCAUUGCGACAACUUGGAUACCCUAUGGUGGACAAACCUGAUCUCAGGAGUGUAUAUGGUUUUGUCUUAUAUGAAUGGCUCGAAGAGCCAAAAUUGAUCAAGAAGAUUGUCAAGGCUUUUGCAUAUUUUUGUGUGUCGUAUGUUUGA
Messenger RNA from Lathyrus oleraceus (garden pea), 1077 nucleotides. RefSeq lists its product as uncharacterized. The record is from RefSeq and is a predicted model, not a curated record. Lineage: Eukaryota; Viridiplantae; Streptophyta; Magnoliopsida; Fabales; Fabaceae. The coding region runs from base 1 to 1077 and encodes 358 amino acids. The transcript has a single exon.